Messenger RNA from Oncorhynchus gorbuscha (pink salmon), 2124 nucleotides. RefSeq names its product dual specificity protein phosphatase 10-like. The coding region runs from base 255 to 1736 and encodes 493 amino acids. The transcript is spliced from 4 exons. Gene Ontology annotation, cellular component: cytosol; cytoplasm. The record is from RefSeq and is a predicted model, not a curated record. Gene Ontology annotation, biological process: protein dephosphorylation; negative regulation of JUN kinase activity. Lineage: Eukaryota; Metazoa; Chordata; Actinopteri; Salmoniformes; Salmonidae. Gene Ontology annotation, molecular function: MAP kinase tyrosine/serine/threonine phosphatase activity; protein tyrosine/threonine phosphatase activity.
UAUUGGCUCAUACACGUGCCAAUCCUAAAGUGCCAAUUCUCUAGGUUGGCUGAACCCCUUGUAUAAUAUUAUUACUGGGGACCAGGCUAAAAGUAGAAAUGUUGCGGAUCCGCGACACUGGGAAAGGCUGAAUGGAAUCAACAUUGAGCACAAAUAACAUUCGUCAACACUCAACCGGAGCACCCAAAACAUUGUCUUACAAAAAUACUGGCUUCUUGUAGUUCUCCCUAGACGUCCUGACCCUCAGCCUCCCCAUGCCUCCAUCUCCCCUCGAUGACAGAAUUGUGGUGGCGCUGCCAAGGCCGAUCCGACCUCAGGAACUCCGAUUGUGCCUGGACACCAGUUACCUGGACACCACCGUCACCAGCCACAGCAGCAAGGCAACGGUCAUCAGCACCACGGUGGUGAAGAUCCGGGCGACCAACCUCACGUAUAUGCCCUCAUCCAACGGCUCCACGCGCUCCCUGUCGUGUGGAUGCAGCAGUGCCAGCUGCUGCUCUGUCACCACCUACGAGAAGGACAGCCAGUACAACCAGCGCCACCAGCAGAGCCACCAGAGCCACGUGAGCCAGGUGAGCGCCAGCAGCCCCAACCUCAGUUAUGCUGGACCCACCUCUUCCUCCAACCCCAUGGGCAUGGUCCACCAUGAGGCCUUUAGUGACCCCAGUCUCACCUCAGGCUCACCCAAGGCUCUAGGGUCCACCAUCCGGGUCAUCAACCCCAAUGAGCUGGCCAAGCGAAUGGCCAGAUGCCCCAUGGGACACCUGGUCGGGCCGGUCCCGGUCAUCAUCGAUUGCCGACCCUUCAUGGAGUACAACAAGAGCCACAUCCAGGGAGCGGUACACAUCAACUGUUCAGACAAGAUCAGCCGGCGGCGGCUGCAGCAGGGCAAGAUCACAGUGUUGGACCUCCUGUCAUGCCGCGAGUCUUCCGGCAAGGACUCCUUCAAAAGCAUCUUCUCCAAAGAGAUCGUGGUGUAUGACGAAAAUACCAUGGAUCCCCAGAGGGUGACUUCCUUGCAGCCCCUCCAUGUGGUCCUGGAUUCGCUGAGGAGGGAGGGCAAGGACCCCAUCGUUCUCAAAGGGGGCCUCUGCUCCUUUAGACAGAACCACCAGAGCCUGUGUGACCACUCCCUCCACCUCCACGAGAGCCUGGACGCCAGCAUGGGCGUCAGUGGGGCCUCCGGCCACACGGGGGUGCUCCCUCACUCCAUGUCCCUGCCCUCCACGCCGGACAUCGAGAAUGCCGACCUGACUCCAAUUCUGCCCUUCCUCUACUUGGGCAAUGAGCACAACGCGCAGGACGCCCACACGCUGAAGCGCUACAACAUCAGCUUCGUCCUUAACGUUACCACCCACCUGCCGCUCUACCAUUACGAUACGGGUCUCUUCAGCUACAAGCGGUUGCCCGCAACUGACAGCAACAAGCAGAACCUGCGCCAGUACUUUGAGGAGGCAUUUGAAUUCAUCGAGGAAGCACGGCAAGCAGGGACGGGCCUCUUGAUCCACUGCCAGGCGGGUGUGUCUCGCUCGGCCACCAUUGUCAUCGCCUACCUGAUGAAGCACACCUGGAUGACCAUGACAGACGCCUACAAGUUCGUCAAGACUCGGCGGCCCAUCAUUUCACCCAACCUUAACUUCAUGGGCCAGCUGCUUGAGUUCGAGGAGGACUUGAACAACGGUGUCACGCCGCGCAUCCUCACGCCAAAGCUCAUUGGGGUGGAGACCAUGGUUUAAGGAGGACACCUGCCAUUCCUGCUUUAGGAGGACAUCCAACAGGCUACUCUGAUUCUGAGAGAGAAAUCUUUAUUUCAGAAUCUCCUAAUCAUGCUCUUUUGGGACUGUCACAGGAGUGCCAACGUUCUUGAGAUGAGACACGUCAAAAAUCCCAGCUGUUCUGAACUGGCCGACUUCCCGGAGGAACAGCAGUGUUGGGGAGAGAAAACGGUCAGUGGAAAGCUGUCUGUGCAUGACAACGGAGGAGCAAAAACAUGGAAGGAAAAGAAAAUAGAUGAACUAUUUUGAAAGAAAAAAACACCAUGUUCUGUGGGGACUGAGCAAUUUAGUAGUUAUAGAAACUGAACUCUUCAGGCUCACACUGUGCUGUGGCUCAUGGUUAAUGUUG